UGUGAAACCUUGAUCCCAUUCUCCUUAAGGUUGUGCCAAUCGGCUCCACUUUUCCAAAAAAAUAAAGAAGAAUGGCGCUAACAUCACAAUUAUCUCUAGUGGUCUCAUUUAUAUUUGGCGUCUGCAUUUUUAAAACACCUCUUGAAGUGGAUGGUCAUAUCCUCGUCUAUCGACGCCUAACCAAUCAGGUUAUUUUAAUUGAAGAGUAUAAUGAUAUGCCAGCACAGUUUGGUCCCAGCUUACCGCCAAAUGGUAUUAAGGUAUUUGCCAUACCAGCUGUACCGCAUGAAGAGGCUUGUGAUAAGAUAAGUCCACCACCCAAAUCGUUUUAUCCCAACAAUGCAAAAUUUGCCGCCAUCAUACAAAGAGGCGGCGUUGAUUGUACAUUCGAACUAAAGGUACGCAAUGCACAGGCAGCUCGUUUCGAUGCUGUGGUCAUCUAUAACAAUGAAAGUGAUGAUUUAGAACACAUGUCAGCACAAAAUUCUAGCGGCAUUUUUAUACCUUCGGUUUUUGUGGGCCGUACCACCGGUACAAACUUAAAAACAUUCUAUACAACUGAAAUUGUUUUAGUCAUUAACGAUGAGCUGCCUUUUAAUAUAAAUACACAAUUAAUUUUACCAUUUUCCAUCUUAAUCGGUUUAUGUUUUUUGAUUAUGAUCUUUUAUAUGAUUUACAAAUGCAUAAGAGAAGAAAGACGUUUGAGACGUCAUCGUCUGCCUAAAAGAAUGUUGAAAAAGCUGCCGAUAAUAAAGUUUACGAAAAAUAGCGAUCUAGCCUAUGAUACCUGCGUUAUAUGUCUGGAUGAAUUUGCCGAGGGUGAUAAAUUACGUGUGCUGCCCUGUAAACAUCCUUAUCACAGUGAAUGUAUUGAUGUUUGGCUAACCGAAAAUAAACGUGAUUGUCCCAUUUGUAAGCGUAAGGUUUUUACGAAAGGCGAAACCCGAUCACAGCGGAAUCGACAGUCUUCAUUGGAUAGUAUAACAGAUACGGAUGAUGAUACAACACCACUGUUACAGCAAUCCACUAAUUCUUCUGUGAAUUCAAACGUUUCGCCAAUAAGUUCAAAUACUGGUUCAACUAGAAGUCAUGGUACAUUUCGUCGUGGUGGUAACAAUAUUGAAGCUGGUGCUAGUGGAGACAUUACAUCAGAUGAUGAGAAUAUGCUUUCACCUGCCCGUCGUGUAAAUCCCUUUGAUCGUUCACCAAAUUUACCGCCACAUUUGCAGGCUCAAUUAAAUAGUGAAUCGCGUAAUAGUUCCAUAUGGUCUUGGCCGGUUUUAAGAUGGUUUAGACAACCCACAACCCUUAGUGUGGCCGCACCACCAUAUUUAGAAGAUGUUAUAGCUGAACAACAUAUUGGUUCUAUGGCCACAACAACUGGUAGUAAUGUAAAUAAUACUAUUAACUCUACAUCAACGCUUAGAGCUUCACACUCUUCGAAUAAUGUUUUAAAUCCGAAUUUAAGUGGUUCUUUUAAAGAUGGCGGCGGUGGCUGCGGCGACGAUGAUGAUGAUGAUGAUGAUCCACCACUACAGUGUAUAUAUGAACCCAUAGCCACUGCAAAUCGUACAUCAGGGUCUAAUACAUCAUCUACAUCGUCGUCUGCUAAUCGUCGUGCACCUCGUCCUGAGGUGGCAAUGGAUGCAAAUCCUGAUUCAGUUUUUAUACAAACUCCUACACAAGGUGGCAUUGCAGUAGCUGCUCUGCCAUCUAAUAAUAACAAUAAUCAUAAUAAUAUUAAUACGGCGUCCAUGAAUAGCUAUUGAUAAUAUUAUAACGCUUUAAAAGGGAAAUUUCAUAAUUUUAGUUUUAUCAUUUAUGGGGGAGUGUAAAGAGAUUUAUACAUGAAAAAUUAAACAUACAUACAACAUUUACUAUGCUAUAUACAUAUAUAAUAGGAACAGUUUAUCCAACACAACAAGUAAGUGAACAAUUUAUAUUAGUUUGUCUUUUUUUUACAUAUUUUCUGCAAUGUAUUUUCCUACUCUAUAGAUUUUUGUUUUUUUUUAGAUUUUACUGAGUUUUUAGUGAGAUUUUGGUUUAAAAUCUUAAUUUCUAUAGGGAAUAGUUUAUCUUUGUAUAUGCCUUCCAAACUCUAGAAUCUAUUAAGUAUGCUCUAAAAACAGCAAAAUAGUUUUAUUUGUUAUUAAUUAUUGAUUAAAUUAUUUGUAAUGAAAUACAA
Molecule: messenger RNA, 2185 nt
Organism: Lucilia cuprina (Australian sheep blowfly)
Lineage: Eukaryota; Metazoa; Arthropoda; Insecta; Diptera; Calliphoridae
Gene: gzl
Product: E3 ubiquitin-protein ligase RNF13
Exons: 8
Coding region: 72-1769 (565 amino acids)
Cellular component (GO): nucleoplasm; cytoplasm
Source: RefSeq, a predicted model, not a curated record